This is a messenger RNA of Aspergillus tanneri, 1200 nucleotides long. RefSeq names its product acetyl-CoA C-acetyltransferase (gene erg10B). Bases 1 to 1200 code for a protein of 399 amino acids. Gene Ontology annotation, molecular function: acetyl-CoA C-acetyltransferase activity. The record is from RefSeq and is a predicted model, not a curated record. The transcript is spliced from 5 exons. Lineage: Eukaryota; Fungi; Ascomycota; Eurotiomycetes; Eurotiales; Aspergillaceae. Gene Ontology annotation, biological process: ergosterol biosynthetic process; fatty acid beta-oxidation.
AUGUCUUCGCGUCCCGCAGUUUACAUCGUCUCCUCUGCUAGGACUCCUGUGGGCUCUUUCCUGGGUGCCCUUUCUAGCCUCACUGCCCCGCAACUUGGUGCCCAUGCAAUUAAAGCUGCUCUCAGCAAAACUGAGGGAGUAAAGCCAUCCGAUGUUCAAGAAGUGUUUUUCGGCAAUGUACUUUCUGCGAAUGUUGGACAGAAUCCUGCUAGACAAUGCGCUCUUGGUGCCGGCCUUGAAGAAUCGACGGUGUGCACUACAGUAAAUAAGGUUUGCGCGUCUGGUUUAAAGGCAGUCAUUCUUGGGGCACAGACCAUUAUGACUGGAAAUGCUGAUGUCGUGGUGGCUGGUGGCACCGAAUCCAUGUCAAAUGCUCCUCACUACCUUCCAAAUCUUCGCACCGGUGCGAAGUAUGGUCACCAAACCAUGGUGGAUGGUGUCAUGAAGGAUGGCUUAACGGAUGCAGGUAAGCAAGAGCUUAUGGGUUUUCAGGCGGAGGAGUGUGCCCAAGAUCACGCUUUUAGCCGAGAACAGCAGGACGCUUAUGCUAUUCGGACCUACGAGAAGGCUCAAGCUGCCCAAAAGGCUGGUCUCUUUGAUAACGAGAUCGCACCAAUUGACCUUCCUGGUUUCAGGGGUAGACCCGGCGUGACAGUGGCACAAGACGAGGAGCCAAAAAAUCUCAAUCCCGAUAAGCUUCGGAGCAUUAAACCUGCAUUCAUUCCUGGAUCUGGAACUGUGACAGCACCUAAUUCUUCACCCCUAAAUGAUGGCGCUGCAGCCAUUGUGCUAGUUUCAGAGGCUAAGUUAAAAGAGCUUAACUUAAAACCAAUUGCGAAAAUCCUUGGGUGGGCAGAUGCUGCCCAACAGCCUAGCAAAUUCACGACGGCCCCAGCACUUGCUAUUCCCAAAGCCCUCAGCCAUGCUGGUGUGAAGCAGGACGCUGUUGAUGCAUUUGAGAUCAACGAAGCUUUUAGUGUCGUUGCUCUCGCCAACAUGAAGCUACUCGAGAUCCCGGAAGAGAAAGUCAACAUCCAUGGUGGUGCCGUUGCUAUUGGACACCCUCUUGGUGCCAGUGGUGCUCGCAUAUUGACCACGCUGCUUGGCGUUUUGAAGGCAAGGAAUGGUAAGGUCGGUUGUGUCGGAAUUUGUAAUGGCGGAGGGGGUGCCAGCGCUAUGGUGGUUGAGUCACUCGUCUGA